AAUAAUAAAUCCGGUUUAAUUUUUGUAUUUUCAGGUUCAUUCUUGAUUUUGUAUUGAUGAUCUUACCCAUGAUUCUCAGCUGUACCAUUGCUAGUGAGCAUGUGCAGCAUAUCUUGAUGGUGUUAGUAGUCGCAGCUGUUAUGCUGUACAUAAUAAAACGUGAUCGUUUAGAAUCAUCGGUGCAUUCCUAUCUAGAAUCCUUUCAGCAUCAAAAGUUGCCAUUUGUGUCUUCACUGCGUCUGUGCGUCCUCUUCUCAACAACUAUUUCCAUAUUAGCCGUUGAUUUUCACAUAUUUCCUAGGCGGUUAGCUAAGACAGAGACUUUCGGUGUUAGUCUAAUGGACGGUGGUGUCGGAAUGUUUGUAUUCAUUAAUGGCUUAGUGUCAUCAGAAGCUAGGUCUAAAGCUCCAAUUAGUGG
Messenger RNA from Anneissia japonica, 418 nucleotides. RefSeq lists its product as uncharacterized. Gene Ontology annotation, cellular component: membrane; endoplasmic reticulum. Gene Ontology annotation, biological process: GPI anchor biosynthetic process; protein localization to plasma membrane. The record is from RefSeq and is a predicted model, not a curated record. Gene Ontology annotation, molecular function: glucosaminyl-phosphatidylinositol O-acyltransferase activity. Lineage: Eukaryota; Metazoa; Echinodermata; Crinoidea; Comatulida; Comatulidae.